AUCAGUGUAUCAGUGUGUAGUGAACUACUGUAACUUCGCCUCAUUGUGGCGUUUGUGUUUUCAUCUUUUAUUUCUCAUUUUUCUGUCUUAUUUUUGAGUAAACUGUUUAUUUUGUUUGCACUCUAUGUAGUCAGUUAAAUUCUGCAUCCCAUAAGUGUGAAAGUGUUCAAGAAAUUGAACAGCAAGAGGUAAAAAGAGUUGGUUUCGGGGGAAGGCGCAAAACGGAGGAAGAGAUGGCGACGCUUUCCCAGAACGAACAAAAUAUGAACAUUUUGCGGGAGGCUGAUUUGAAAAAGGAGCCCCGGAUGGAAGACAAAAUGCCACGUACCUUCAAUGAAAAGGAAAAUUUGGACACAAAGCCCGUCCGGGUGGACAAUGUGUUCAAGGGAAGGGAGAAUCUCAAGAAUAUUCUCAGGUCCAAGUGCGAAAAUGUCGUGCCAGUUGUGCAGAGUCAGAUUGCCAUUUACCAGGAUGACGAUGAUGACGAGGAAGCUGGUGCCUUCGGCAAGAAAGAUGCGGAUGUUUCAAUCAGGAGCGAAAUGUCCAUAGAACUCAAUGAAUCUGCAAAUGCCGGCACAUCCAACACAAAUUGCAGAAAUCCUCUUCAGGAACUUCCGCUACCUGUGACAAAGCCAGAAAGUAUCAGUAUGAUAACUGAUCGUGAGCGCUUCCUGCAGAUCUAUGAGUAUCGGUAUGAUAUUCUUAAGUAUUUAUUUGAGGCGGAACAUCGAUCGCGCCCCAAGAGCAAUUAUCUGCAGAAGCAGCCAGAUAUUAAUAGUCACAUGCGAACUGUGCUGGUGGAUUGGAUGGUGGAGGUUUGUGAGGAGUACAAGUUGGACUGUGAGACUCUCUAUCUGGCCAUCUCCUAUGUUGAUCGCUUCCUCAGCUACAUGUCAGUGGUGAGGGGAAAGUUGCAAUUGGUCGGAACAACGGCAAUGUACAUUGCGGCCAAAUAUGAGGAGAUUUAUCCUCCGGAUGUGUCAGACUUUGUCUACAUCACCGAUGAAACGUAUACCAAUAAGCAGGUAUUGCGGAUGGAACAGUUGAUCCUCAAGGUGUUGUCCUUUGAUCUAUCUACACCAACGGCAUACAUGUUUGUUUGCCUGUAUGCAGCAAUUGAAGAUAUUCCUGACACAGUGAAAUAUCUUUCUAUGUUCUUCUGUGAACUUGCUCUUCUCGAUGCAGAUACCUUUUUGCCCUUCCUCCCUUCGCACUUGGCAGCUGCUUCUUUGGCCCUGGCACGUCUGCAUCAUAGUCAGAGGUUGUGGAAUCGUUCUCUAAGUGAGACAACUGGGUAUACUGUUCAGAAUAUUCAGGAUCUGGUGUGUCUGCUCAAUGAGGCUCAUCAUAAGAGUACCAUGUUGAGUCAGAGAGCCAUUGUGGAUAAAUACCGAUCGUCCAAGUAUCUCUGUGUCUCCGAUGGCAGAAAAUACCUCAAUCUAACGGCGAAAGAUUUUGACACAGUGGCCAAGUCAAUUGCACGCGAAGAGGAAGAAGCUGUCGACCGGGAAACCAAUGAGAAUGUUCGUAAGAUGAUUUCUUCCCUUCUCUUUGAGUGAUCGUAGCGAGAGAAAAACAGAGAGAGAUAAUAUAAAAAUUCUCAGAGUAGGAAAAAAAAUCUGAUUUUGCAAAAAGAAUCUUACAUGCAUCCAUUGAUCUUAAAUAAUCUCAAAACAUUUUUUUAUUUUUAUAUAUUUUUUUUGUAAUUCGACAGAUUAAUUUAAUUAUUAUUAUUAUUUUUUUAAUUUGCCAUGAUCCUAGAAUAUUUUGUAUUAGUGUUUGUUUUUUUUUGUCUUGUAUUCUCUCUCGCUGCCUGCAUUUAUUACAUAUAUGUAUAUUUUCUAUAAGAACAAAAAAAAAGAACAAAAACGAAAUUUUUUUUCCACGAAUAAUCCAAUUUAAGAUAAAUUUUAAUAUAUAUAAAGCAUCUCAAUCAAGCACGUCUAUUUUCUAUUAAUUAUCCAUUUAUUUUGAACUUUGAAUGCAUUCCCCUUUUUAUUUUUUUUUCAAUCCCCGCGAUUGCAUUUGUGAAAAAGAAGUGAAAAAGAAAUAGUUUUUCUUCCAAAUAAGAAUAGUAAAGUGUUGCGCAUUGAAAUACUUAAGAAUGAUUUUUUUUUAAAUUGAAGAAUAAGUGAAUAAUGGAUAGUUGCAACUCCAUAAAAAAAAAGAAUUUGCGCACAAUAAAUGCCUUAAAUUUAAUUGUACAGUAAUUUAUUGUAUUUUGCAACCGAAAAAAGACAAUUUUGCAAGUAAGAAAUCAAUACGUAGUGGUUAAGAUUAAAAUGACGUGUAUAAUGACACUUUUUGCAACGACAUUUUCUUAAUAAAAUAUGAUUCAAAAAUGCAAA
Molecule: messenger RNA, 2348 nt
Organism: Phlebotomus papatasi
Lineage: Eukaryota; Metazoa; Arthropoda; Insecta; Diptera; Psychodidae
Product: cyclin-A2-like
Exons: 4
Coding region: 234-1559 (441 amino acids)
Biological process (GO): regulation of cyclin-dependent protein serine/threonine kinase activity; mitotic cell cycle phase transition
Cellular component (GO): cyclin A2-CDK2 complex; cytoplasm; nucleus
Molecular function (GO): cyclin-dependent protein serine/threonine kinase regulator activity
Source: RefSeq, a predicted model, not a curated record